Messenger RNA from Acanthamoeba castellanii str. Neff, 6399 nucleotides. Its product is annotated as HEAT repeat domain containing protein. The transcript has 17 exons. The coding region runs from base 1 to 6399 and encodes 2132 amino acids. NCBI's taxonomy places the organism in Eukaryota, Discosea, Longamoebia, Acanthamoebidae. The record is from RefSeq and is a predicted model, not a curated record.
AUGCUGAUCGCAGAUGCAGCCAGCGAGAGCGAAUUCGUACACUUGAAAGUGAUCAGCGUGAACAACUUGAGCUACUUGCUCUCCUACGGCGAUCUAGAAGGCGGGUUUGGCGAGUCGGUGGUGGAGGAGGAUCUGGAGGUGACCCUGGGCCAGCUGCUCACAUCGCCCGACUGCCAAUUCUCCCUCAUCGCGGGCGACGAGGGAUCGGGCAAGACCGUCGUCCUACGCCGCAUUCUGCGCGAGUUCGAUCGCAUCGCCACGCCGUCGCCCUCCCAGCCUCUGCGCUCCGCCUUCCCCAUCUACAUCAACUGCGCACACCUCAUCUCCCAGCUGCUCUUCGACGCCAGCCGCGCAGCAGCCGCCGAGAAGAUGGAGAGCGAGAUCGAUCCCGCCGGAUUGCUGCUUCGAUCCGCUGUGCAGAGCUGGCACGGCUUCACGCCACAGGCGUCCUCCUCUUCGACGCCAACCACCGCCACCACGGCCGCGCGCCUGCUGGGCGAGCUGCUGCGCGACUCGCGUCAUCCCUUUGUGCUGCUGCUCGACGGCCUCGACGCGGUGCCGCGCGACCUCGCCAACGAACUCCUCUACGGCCUGCUGGGCUACAAGGACACCACCAACGAUGAGACGAGCUGUGCGUCCAUCUGCGCGCUGCAGUCGUUCGGAAGGAAGCUGGGCGCCACGUUUGGCAAGCGGCUGCAGCGAGUCGUCGCGUGCUGCCGUGUGAACACGCUGGCCGAUCUCAUGCGCUACCCGCUGCGUCCGACCCAGGUCCCCAGCGUCGGCGCCGCCACCAACCCCUCCACGGGGAGCACCGCUGCCGGCGCAGCGGAGGAGGCCGAAGGCGAGUCCGAGGCCGGAGAGGGCGUGAGCAGCAGCAAGCAGUGGCGAAUCCUCAAACUCGACAGCCUGUGCGGGGAGACGGAGCAGCGGCUGUACGCCAAGGCCCUCUUCGACAAGUUCGGUCUGUCGGCCCUGCCCGCGGCCCCGGCGCUGCUGGACUGCCUGCUCGAGCGGAAGGGCCUCGUGCUCCCCACGCAGAAGCAGAGCCCGCUCCUGCUCUUUGUGCUGCUGCGGGACAUCCUGCUCGCCCAGUCGCGCGACGGCAGUUCGAUGCCGGCCACUAAUCUCCACGAGCUGCUGUGCCACCUCGCCGGGUCACUGGCCAAGGGCGCGGCCGACCGCAGCCGGCUUCAGCUCGCCGCCGCAGAAGCGGACAAGCCCGAGCGCAGCAUCUUGCGCGAGCUGCUGCCUGAGCGGAAGACCCACAACAAGGCCGACGAGGCCAAUGAGGCCAGCGACGACGAGGAGGCCGUCGAGCGACGGAAACUGAUCGGCCUCCUGGCCUACUUGAUCGUGUGGUGGGACGACAACUACGGCAAGAGCUACCACUAUGUACAGAACCCGCUCUUCAACGGCAACGCCAACGCCAACGCCAACGCCACCGACGGGUCCACCGCCACCGGCGCCGGCGCGGUGGCGGACAUCUUCGUGGCGCAGCGCCGCGUGUUCGUGGAGGCGAUGGGCAAGUACCACCAGCUGCGACGGGCCGACCUCGACCAGCCGGAGGAGCGACGACAGAACGGCGAGCGCCUGCUGGACGAGGUGGCGCGAAUGCUGCCCGGCGUCGUGCUGCAGCACGGCGUGGGCCGCACGCUGGCCUUUGCCAACGCCACGCUCCACCAGUUCUUCGUGGCCGACUACAUGCUCACCUGCAUGGCCAACCUCGAGGACGAGGUCACCUUCGCCAAGGUGGUGACCGACGUCCUGCACCCGUGGGAGGCCCAGCACAAGCCCUGGCACCACUACAUGCAAAGCGGCGGCGGCCGUCGACAGCAGCCACAGCAGCACGCCAACGCCAGCGGCGACGAGCCGGCGGCGGAGACUGACAGCCGGCGGACACUGGACGGCCUGGUCGCCACGUCGCCAUCUUCGGGUCCUGCGGCGUCGGUGCGAGAGCGAGGAGGCGAGGACGGAGGGGAGAAGAAGGACUUCCUUCGCUAUUUUUGGGCCGACGAGCGCCAUCUGACGGACAAGUGGUGGGCCGAGGUCAUCCUCUUCAUCGGCUUCAAGAAGGGCACGCACUGGCUGGCCGAGAAGAUCCUGGCGCUCAAGUUCCCGUCGCUCAAGGAGUGGUUCGCCUCCUUCAAGGGACACAACACUGACCCGCAAGAUCUUGGCCAGCUGCGAUUUUCCCACCUUCUGCGAGCCAAGGCCUGCGAGGGCGUGCUCAAACAGGCCCGGGCCUCCGACACUGGCGUGCGAGAGCCGCCGGGAGCGCUGAAGAAAAAGACGAAGUGGGGCGCCGCAUUCCUCGAAUUCCUGGAUCGGUCUGAGUCGGCGCUCCUCCACCUGGACUACUACCCGGUCUACCUCCAACUCAACCACGUCCUGGGCACUAAGGUGGUCGAAGCUGUCAUGACCAAAUGUAUAGAUGUCUUCAAAGGUCAGAAUCCGGUGUACGCCAUCGAUCUGAUGGUGAAGUUCUAUCUGGGCGGCGUGAUCAACGAGCGGAAUAUAAAUAUUGUAAUUAACAGCCUGCUCGACGACGACGAACCCCGCGUGCGCAAGGCGGCCCUCAACCUCCUGUGGCGGCUGACCCUGCUCAACAAGGGCAACAACCCCAUCUUCCCGCCGCACCUCGCGCGACCUCGGCCCGGCCGCACCGACGACGCGACCAACGGCCGAACACCGGCCGCGAGCGACUCGGCGGCGGCGGAGACGAACAAUCGGCGCCGGCGCGGCUCGGCCAACGACAAGCGGGAGGACCCGCUGGGCUUCGUGCGGGUCAUCCAGCUCGUGUCGGCCCGGCUCAAGGACAAGCACGCGCUGGUGCAGCUCGAGGCGACCAACGUCAUGAAGGAGAUGGCCCAGCUCUCCAUCGCCUCCCUCACGCCCGUCCAGCGAACAUUCCUCUUCGGCCAGCUCCUUCGCGAUGAGGAAAUACAAAUUCGGCAACUGGUGAACUCGGCGGUGAAGAUGAUGCAGACGUUCGAUGUCUACGUAUGGCUCCUCCGCUGGCUCGGUCAUGAGGAUCCUGGCCUGCGAUUGCUGGUCUUGAUCGUCCUGGGCCUGCUGGCCAAUCCUCUGCUGCCAACGAAACAAAAGUUCGAUCCCGCGCGCAAGGCCAUCUGCCUGGUGCUCACGGGACUGAGCCAGGAGUACAAGCCGACCAGUCCGGUGCUGGGCGACAUCCUGCGGGACCUGUCGGCCCGGAGGAAGCGGAAGACCUCCUCCGGCGGUCUGCUGGGCAUCGGCGGCGGCGGGUCGUCGUCGUCCGACGCGUCGGCCGCGGACGAUCUGGACCCGCUGCUGGUGCCCUUCGUGACGGUGGUGUUCGAGGCCCUCGGCGAGACCGCCGCGCGGUGCGAGGACCUGGGCAUGAUGCUCGACCUCGUCAAGUGCAAGCCCUUCUUCCUCAAGAAGCUGUGCCUGGUCAUCACCGACCGGAUCGACCCUGCUCGGCUUCGGCCCAGGCUCGACUCCCUGCUCAACUGCCACAACCAACGCGACGAGACCAACGCGGUAAUCGACUUCUACCUGAAGCACGAGGUCAUCCAGCUGCUGCAGGCCAUCGACAGGGACGUGGGCGACCGGGAGCAGCUCGAGGCCCGGCGGAUCGCCGACGAGGACGCCGAGGCCGCCGUGGACGACAAGCGACAAGUCGCCGCCGCCACCAAUCGGUCGCACAACGGGGCCUCAUCGCUCUACUCGACGACCAAGUUCGAGGUGCUCGCGUCGUGGCUCGGCCAGCAACGGCCACACGGCGAGUCGUCUGAGCCUCAGGCACCACCGGCGGCAACGACCCCCAACGGCAGUGAAGCUCGCGAGCUGCGGCUGGAGAUGGUGGAGGCCAUUCCCGGCGUGCUGCACCUGAACGACGUCAACGCGCUGCGCUACCUGCACCUACUCAUCGACCUCCUGCUCACCGAGGAGGACCACAUCACCGUCCAGACGCUCAUCGCCAAGCUGCAGGACCUCACCUACUCGGCCCUCACCGGCAGUCGCAGGUAUUCGGCCGAGGAUGCGGCGUUGUUGGAGCGGACGAAGGUCGAGGUGGAGAACAAGUGCUUCGAGAUGAUGCAGAACCGGAACGCGUACAUGGUGCUGACGGCCAUCCGGCUGGUGAGCCUGCUCGAGCAGAGCCGCAAGGGCGAGCACCGAGCGCGCGACGGCAUCGCGGUCGACCACGAGUGCCAGGGCGACGACGACGAGAAGCGGACCCAGCGGCACGCGCGCCUGCGACAGGUGAUCCAUCAGACCAUGGCCCUGCUCAGUCACCGCGAAGCCGAUGCCAGGACCGAGGCCCUAGACCUCCUGCGAGUAUUCGUCAGCGGCAUUCACCUGGACCUGGACGACAAUCUGUUAGUCCUCUGCUCGAUGCUCAAGAACCGGAUCUACUUCGUUCGCGCCACCGCGGUCGCCGCUCUCGGCGCGGUUGUACAGCACUUUUCCCUGCGGCCCGAUGGCCUGGAUAUGCUGAAGCGAGUGGAGGCCUCCGUGGUCAACGUUGUGAAGACCUCCGCCGAGGACAAGGCCGUGGUCGAGUCCGCCACCCGCACGCUGGCCUUCUUCGGCAGUCACAUAUCAGACGAAUCGCUGACCCUCGUGGGCUCGUUGCUGAAGGAACCCAGUCGAUUGCGGGCGACGGUGGUGGAGACGAUCGGGGCGGCGGGGAUGAAGGGCAUUCCCUUCAUUCCCGACAUCGCGGAGCUGCUGCUGGUCGAGGACAACUGGCUCCGCACCAUCGCCGUCACCCAGCUCUCCAAGCUCGCUCUCCUGCGAACUCUCGCUUACGAGCACCUGCAGGGCAUCGCUGCGCUUCUGCGCUACGAAGAGUACUAUGUGAAGGAGAGCGCCAUCCAGAUCCUCUGCGCGCUCGGCGUAGACGCGCUCCUCCUCUUUGUCGACGACAUUCUCCGAAUUAUGGACGAUGAAGAGGACGAGGAGGAGCCGUGCGUGGUGAUCAUGACCCUCUACGCCGUGUCCCUCAUCUUUGCCCACUACCGACAAAACGGCGACAAGCACCCCGAUCCGCUCACGUUGUGUUCGAACUACCUCUCGCACGUGCUGGCCAAGCUCGACGACAACUCGGUGCCCGUGAAGAAGGCGGCCAUCAAGGCCAUCCGCCAGUACCCGCAGAUGAUCGCCAACAACACCUUUGCCCUGCAGCGACUAACCAGGUUCCUGAACACGUUCGCGGAGGAGUCGCAGGUGCAGCUGCAGGCGUUCAUACUGCUGGGCGAGGCCAACCGGCUCUCGGUGUUCGACCACCUGUCGCCGCUGCUGUCGCUGCUCCACUGCCGCGACACCAAGAUCCUCAUGAAGACCAUCACCGCGCUGGGCAACCUGGGCGCCCACUGCAUCCACCUCAUCCCGUCCGCCAUCAACCGCACCAAGAGCCACGAGAUGCGCCGGCGCCUGCUGUCGCUCCUCAUCAAGUUCAUCGGCUACGGCAACUACGACGUGCUCGCGCCGCCGCCGCCUCCGCUGCUGGGCACGGGCGGCUACGGCCGCGAGGGCGAGCGCGACGCCGCCGAGCGCGAGGCCACGACGGCCUCGUCCACGCUCGGCUCUGCAGCCGGCGAGCACCCGGCCAACAACAAGGACGACAGCAUCGACAAGCUGAUCGUCAAGAAGAGGAAGGAGAUGGAGUACGAGGAGAAGGAGAUCGAGUACCUCUUCAAGAACAAGGACAGCACCAUCAAGCGCCAGGCCUUCCGCAUGAUGGCCAACUACUACCUCUACGCCAUGGCCCAACACCUCUCCUCCUCCUCCUCCUCCUCCUCCAACGCCACCGCCACCGCCACCUCCUCCACCUCUUUGUCGUCGGCCUCCGCUUCGCUGACGUCAGCUUCGUCUGCCGUUCCGGCCGCCGCGGACGCCGAGCGCGGGCUGCGAAAAAAGGCCGGCGACGAGCGGAGCGCCAAGUCGCCGCCGGUGAUGACCAUGACCAUGGCCACCGCCAUGGGCGCCACCACCGCCGCCGCGACCAACAGCGCCGGCGCCGCCAAGAAGCGCGAGUCGUCCGUCGGCCGGGAGGAGAGCGCGGACGACAUUGACUUCUCGUUCGGCAGCGACGACGAGGAGGGCGGGCUGGGCAUCGGCGGCGGGCUGGGCCACGGCGACGCGCUGCUGUCGCUCAAGUACCGCAAGUUCCUGGUGGCCAUGCUCAAGGACAAGAACCAGAAGAGCCGCAUGGAGGCGGUGCUGGCCCUGGGCCAGCUCCUCUACCGCGAGCACCGCGAGGCCAUGCUGCGGCUCCUCUUCCCGUCGGCCGCCUUCUCGUCGGUGGCCGGCGCCGCCCUCGCGCGGCCGCUCAUCCCCUCCGUGGCCGUGUGGCGUCUGCUGUCCCAGCAGUGGCACGCCCUCAUCGCCGUCCCCUCCCCGCCCUCCAAGUGA